This is a messenger RNA of Sclerotinia borealis F-4128, 1479 nucleotides long. NCBI's taxonomy places the organism in Eukaryota, Fungi, Ascomycota, Leotiomycetes, Helotiales, Sclerotiniaceae. The record is from the annotation of a GenBank genome assembly.
AUGCAUAUUUCCAAUCUUAUAGCUCUUGCUAUAUUGCCUUCAGCUUAUGGACAGCUCAAUACGCUUGCCAAGGCUGCGGGUCUUACAUACUUUGGUUCCGCCACAGACAAUGGUGAACUUACCGAUAAGCAAUAUACUGCUAUUCUCUCCAACAACACCCAAUUCGGACAGAUCACACCUGGAAAUACACAAAAAUGGGUCUACACGGAACCCACGCAGAACAAAUUCAGUUAUACUCAGGGAGAUGUGGUUGUCGAUUUCGCAGAGAAGAAUGAUCAGAUUCUUCGAUGCCAUAAUUUGUGUUGGUAUAAUGAGUUGCCUAAUUGGAUUACCUCGGGCACGUGGACAAAUGCUACUUUGAUUGCAGUCUUGAAGAAUCAUAUCAAAAAUGAAGUGACUUACUACAAGGGCAAAUGCUACGCCUGGGAUGUCGUUAAUGAGGCAUUCAAUGAUGAUGGUACCUGGCGCUCGUUUGUCUUCUAUGAUAUAAUUGGUCCCGAAUACAUCGCAAUUGCAUUCGAAACCGCCGCACUCUAUGACCCAGACGUCAAGCUUUACUACAACGAUUACAACAUCGAGUCAGCGGGUGCCAAAGCCACAUCGACCCUCAACCUCGUCAAAUCACUGCAAGCACGCGGGAUCAAGAUCGACGGAGUAGGUCUCCAAGGGCACUUCAUCGUAGGAUCCACGCCCAGCGAAAGCAGCCUCGCCACGACCCUAAAAUCCUUCACCGCGCUCAACGUCGAUGUCGCCUACACAGAACUCGACGUGCGCUUCACCACUCUACCUCCCACCGCGGCCGGUCUCGCGCAACAAGGAAUCGACUACGCCAAUACCGUCAACGCAUGUCUCAGCGUCGAUGGCUGCGUCGGUCUCACCAUCUGGGAUUACACGGAUAAAUAUUCGUGGAUCCCGUCUACGUUUACCGGGCAAGGCGAUGCGUGUCUCUGGUAUGCUGACUAUACCGUUCACCCGGCCUACAACAAUGUCGUUGCGGCUCUGGCUUCCGCUGCUGGAAGGGGUUCUACACCUGUGAAAGUGAGUAUCUCCAGUGCGGUUUCAAGUUCUACUCAUACUGCUGCGCUUGUCGUUGUUAGUUCUAGUUCUAGUUCUGUGCUUCCAUCUUCAGUUACAGAAAUCGCUGUUUCUUCAGCUGUAAUUUCUUCUUCUUCUUCCCCCUCCUCUUCUUCAACACCUGCACUUUCAGUUGUAGAUUCCUCAUCAGUUUCUCCUUCCUCAAGCACCACACUAAAAAAAUGCACAAAGACAACCUCAACCCCAGCCUCAACCCCAACCACAAUCACAAAAUCAAGCACGAGCACUACAUCCUCAACUACACCUACUGGAACAGGAGGUGCAGGUACAAUCGCAUUAUAUGGACAGUGCGGGGGACAAAGCUGGACGGGAGGCACGGUGUGUGUCGCGGGCAGUACGUGUAAGGUGCAGAAUGAUUGGUAUUCGCAGUGUGUUGGGAAUUAG